Molecule: messenger RNA, 699 nt
Organism: Pyricularia oryzae 70-15
Lineage: Eukaryota; Fungi; Ascomycota; Sordariomycetes; Magnaporthales; Pyriculariaceae
Exons: 2
Coding region: 1-699 (232 amino acids)
Biological process (GO): secondary metabolite biosynthetic process
Cellular component (GO): cytoplasm; nucleus
Source: RefSeq, a predicted model, not a curated record
AUGCCCCCUACCAAAGCCAUCCUCUGCCUGCACGGCGGCGGCACGUCAGGCAACAUCUUCCGCAUGCAGCUAGCCAAGAUCCGGCUUCAGCUCAAGGACGAAUUUGAGUUCGUCUUCAUGGACGCUCCGUACCCCGCAGACGCCGGUCCGGGCAUCCUCCCCAUCUUCGCAGCGGCCGCGCCCUUCUUCGGCUGGUUCGGCGGGUCGAGCGCCGACAUUGACGGCCGGCUGGAGACGAUCAACACGUCAGUCCGCGCGGCCAUCGAGGGUUGGGCGGCGUCGCGGACGACCCUGGCCACCAUCGUCGGCAUCUUGGCCUUCUCCGAGGGCGCCCUGGCGGCCUCGAUGCUGCUCUGGCAGCAGGAGCGAGGCCGCCUCCCGUGGCUGCCCGUCGUGCGCUUCGCCGUCCUGAUCUCCUGUUUUUUCCCAGACCAGGCCGCCGCCUACAUGGCGGCCGACGAGGCGGCUACCGGGCACGAGAGGACGCUCAUACGCGUCCCGACCCUGCAUCUGCACGGCCGGCAGGACUUUGCCUUGGCCAGGAUGAGGAAGUUGGUCAGCGAGCGGUGUGAUCCUGAUACGGCCAGGGUCGUGGAUUUCAACGGAGAGCAAAAGGCAAUAGAAACCCUUCUCCAAGUAGACGGGGAUAAUAAAUUGAUGAUUCUUUUGGGUUUUGCGUUAACUGCUUCGCCAAUGUGA